Molecule: messenger RNA, 1112 nt
Organism: Tarenaya hassleriana
Lineage: Eukaryota; Viridiplantae; Streptophyta; Magnoliopsida; Brassicales; Cleomaceae
Exons: 5
Coding region: 294-875 (193 amino acids)
Source: RefSeq, a predicted model, not a curated record
GAGACUUGAAUAAUAUGACUAUCUUCCAAAACUAACAGAGUUGCAACUGUCCAAAACCCUCCUCUGUCCUUUUCCUGUCGACAACCCAAGAUUCUUCUCGUUGAUAAAACCCUAAACAAAAAAAAAAAGUUCAAAUUUUUUUUCUUGUGGGUGUAAUUUCCCUCCUCUCUCAAAUUUAGGGUUUUUUUUUUGGAUUUGGAUCUUUGGAAGAAGGUUCAGGUAUGUUUCUGCUAUUUGAGCUUUGAGUUCAAGCUUCAAAGAGUUGGUUCUGGUGACUGAAUAGAGGAGAUAUUAUGAUGAUCCAUACCUACCACGACAGCACAAAAUGCAGAACACAUUGUACAAGUGAGAAGAUGGAAGAAGAAGGAGGAGGUUUCAGGACAGUGGAGUGUCUAAGAGGAAGAUUGCUAGCAGAGAGACAAGCUUCAAGAACUGCAAGAGAAGAAGCAGAGCUUAUGUGCAUAAAGAUAACAGAGCUAGAGGUACAUCUCGAAGAAGAGAUCAAACUAAGGGAAAGAGCAGAGAAGAGGCUCGGAUUCCUGAUGAAAAUGCUCGAAUCUUUAAAAGGGUUACGCAAUACCGAUGGAUCAGAGCAAUGGAGCUCCUCUGACGUUUCUUGUGAAUCGUCAUCCGCGGCCACUUCAGUGCCAAAGGACGAAUUAGACAAAGAAGGCAAGAUCCGAUUCGCAAAUCUGGAGAAAACUCGUGAUGAUAGCGAUCUCGGAGACGAUACGAAACCAGAUCAAGUCACUGUGAAUGGGUCCUCCAUGGAAGAGAAGUCAAGUUCGGGGCUCGGAGAUCUUUCUUCCGGUGAACCCUCUGGUGUUGCUUCAACCGCAAGUCAUGAAGAGUCAAGGCCAGGUGAUUCUAGGUGAUUCUAGGUGCUUUGGUGCAUUGGGACACGCAAGAGAAAAGGGUCCAGAGAUCACUUUAAGAGAGAAAGAGGGCAUUUGAUAAAGGACCACAUGGUUCAUACAUUAAGUGAUCGUAGACAUGAUGAGUGAUUGAUGGGUCAGGCGCUUUGUGUUUCUCUUUUUUUGAAUGUAUUUAGCGCAAAUAUUGCAUAUUUUGAUUUGAGAAAAAUAAAAGUGUGACCUCUUCUUUGUUGGAAA